Fusarium pseudograminearum CS3096 is the source of this 927-nucleotide messenger RNA. RefSeq lists its product as uncharacterized. Gene Ontology annotation, molecular function: GTPase activity; GTP binding. The coding region runs from base 1 to 927 and encodes 308 amino acids. Lineage: Eukaryota; Fungi; Ascomycota; Sordariomycetes; Hypocreales; Nectriaceae. Gene Ontology annotation, biological process: intracellular protein transport. The transcript has 2 exons. Gene Ontology annotation, cellular component: endomembrane system. The record is from RefSeq and is a predicted model, not a curated record.
AUGUCGUCGCUCGAAGCCAAGAUCGUCGUCCUCGGCGCCCAAGGCGUUGGAAAGACCUCCCUGGUUAUGAGAUACUGUAAAGGCGCUUUCAACCCUGCUCAGAUCACUUCCACCGUCGGCGCCAGCUUCCUCACAAAGCGCGUCGUAGACUCCGACUCAGAUACCGUGGUGCGCCUCCAGAUAUGGGAUACAGCUGGACAAGAACGCUUUCGAUCCAUCUCUCGACUCUAUUACCGUGGCGCAAAUGCCUGUAUUCUCUGCUACAGCAUCACCGACGCACAAUCCUUUGCAGACAUGGGGGUGUGGCUCAUGGAACUACGACGGAAUCUUCCCCACGAUGUUGUCCUUCACGUAGUCGGUACAAAAGCCGACAUUGUCGCCCGCGAACCCUCAGCGCGCCAGGUCCCAUUUGAACGCUGCAUCGCCUAUGUCGCUGAGAAUCUCGCCCCAGGCGUAGGCAGCACACCACCCCCGACAGCAACUCCCUACCACAUUCCGACGCCCAUGUCAGGAGGCCAAGCCAUGUCACCGCCAUCCAUGGAGCUUCAUAGUCCCAGCUCAAAGCGGAGCUCAGGUUUCUGGGCACAAGAAGUUGGGUGGGAUGCAUGCCAUGAAAUCAGCGCCGAGACGGGUGAGGGUGUCGAAGAAGUAUUCCGAGUCGUCACACGCAAACUCGUCGAACAGAACCGCAAGAUUCAGCAAGCUCUUCUAAUGGCUACCGCCAUUCCCGGCACACCAGGCUACGAAGCUGGUAUGGAUGGUGGCUACUUCGCAGGUGCUGAUCCCCGAGGCAGCUUCCGUGUAGGCCGUGACCGUCGAAGCUGGUUAUUCUCUCCUGCUUUCUCGCCAGCCAUAACAGUCGAGCAGGCGGGAACUCAGGAGCAGACAAAUCCAGAAGCUCGUAAGGAAACAAAGAGGUGUUGUUGA